AUGGCGGCACCGAAGGUAGAGCUGGGCUUCGCGGAGGAGGCGGAGGCGUGGCGCCUGCAAAGCGAGCAGUUCCCCUGCAAGGCGGGAGGCCGUCCGGCGUGGCUGGGCGAGGCGGGGCUGCCGGGCCCGGAGCGGCUGCGGUGCGGCUCCUGCGGGCGGCCCUGCGCCUUCCUGCUCCAGCUCUACGCGCCCCUCGGGGACCAGGCCCAGGCCUUCCACCGGAGCCUCUUCCUCUUCGCCUGCCGCCACGCCGCCUGCUAUGGGCCCCGCGCCCCGCCGGGAGGAGGAGGAGGCCUCAAGGCUUUUAGGAAUCAGCUAUCGAGAAAGAAUGACACUUACUCUUACGAUCCGCCACCUGAAGAGCCGCCCUUGGUGCCCCUGCCUUCGGUGAAUCUGCAGCUGAAAUGCGGGGCUAAUCUUUGCAGAGUUUGUGGGUGUUUGGGACCCAAAAGAUGCUCCAAAUGCCACAAGGCUCAUUACUGUAGUCAAGAUCAUCAGCUUUUGGAUUGGAAAGCAGGACACAAGGCAUCAUGUUUGCAGUCUGAUGACCAGACGAAUAGUGUGAUUCCAGAUCAUAAAUUCCUUUUUCCUGAGUAUGAAAUUGUAAGAGAGCUGGAAGAAUUCGACACCUCCAUUAAUGAAGCAGAUAAGGAAGACGUGGAAAAAAAUGAAGACUUAGUAUCUGCAAACAACCUCUAUGAAAAUUCUGAAUCCUUGGAUGAGAAGUUCUUGGAGGCAAUGGCAAAGCAUGAAACCCAAGCUGACAAAAUUUUUCAGAAGUUUAAAGAAAGAAUAUCUUUGGAACCAGAACAGAUCAUCAGGUACUGCAGGAAUGUUGAAGGCCCCCUUUGGAUUUCAGAAGAAAACAUUCCCCAGGAAACGGAUAUCCCAAAAUGCUCAUGCGGUAGUAAGCGUGUAUUUGAGUUCCAGGUUAUGCCACAACUGCUGAAUUACCUUAAAGUUGACAGCCUCGGAGAAAGCAUCGACUGGGGAACUUUGGCUGUCUAUACCUGUGCUGAGAAUUGCAACCAGGGCAACGGUUACACUGAAGAGUUUGUCUGGAAGCAGGACAUCUCAGGCUCUGUUUAAUGGCUACAAAAUUUAAACGGAGGAACGCUUGUUAUCAGCACCAUACAAAGGCCUUAUGUAUUUGAGGCAAAACAUCUGCACCAAAUUGGACAAGGAAACUUUUUCCUCUGAAUGUAAAGGUGCGUUUAAAUGAUCUUUUAUGUUCCAAGAAGAGUACUAUUUGAAUAAAAAUGUUUAAACUAUAA
Anolis carolinensis (green anole) is the source of this 1274-nucleotide messenger RNA. RefSeq names its product programmed cell death 2 (gene pdcd2). The record is from RefSeq and is a predicted model, not a curated record. Bases 1 to 1089 code for a protein of 362 amino acids. Lineage: Eukaryota; Metazoa; Chordata; Lepidosauria; Squamata; Anolidae. Gene Ontology annotation, cellular component: nucleus; cytoplasm. The transcript has 6 exons.